AUGGAGAACUUGAAAAUGACAACUUCAAUGAGACACACUUUCACGCUUAAGUACAAGGAACCUAAGUUGGACAGUCUGAAGGGUUUGAUCUCUGAUUUGUCUCUCAGCAAACGUGAUGAGUUCGGAAAAAACUAUGGGAAAAUUUUGAGCCUUCUAAAUAAGAAAGUUGACUACGGAAUUAUCGUCUCUCUGGCACAAUAUUAUGAUCCACCUCUGCGUUGUUUCACAUUCGUUGAUUUCCAUCUAGCUCCUACUUUGGAAGAAGUUGAGAGAAUCGUGGGUCUCAAAUUGAAAGAUUUUAAUCCAUUUCCAAAGCUCGAAGAAGAUAUGGGCCCAAAGAAGAUAGCUUCAGCCCUAAGUAUCAAUGUCCCGACUGUUCAAGACAAUUGGGUUGAAAAAGGGGGUUGCGAAGGUUUUGCCGCGAGGUUUUUGGAAGAUUUAGCUCUAAAGUUCAAGAAAAGUGGAAAUUGGAAUGCAUUAUAUGCUGUGUUGGCUUUAUUGAUCCAUGGGAUUGUGCUCUUCCCAAAUGUUGAAAAAUUUGUGGAUCAAGUAGCCAUAGAAGUCUUUCUCUCUGGCAAUCCAGUACCAUUUCUCUUAGUUGACAUUUACUAUGCCUUUCACACUCGACACGAAAAGAGGGGUGGAACUUUGUUGUGUUGCGCUCCUUUGCUUUACACUUGGUUCAUGCAACACAUACCCGAAGAAGGUCCUUUUGUGGCAAAAGAACUUAAGUCUCCUCAAAAAUUAGCUUCUCUCACCGUAAGUUCCAUCAGAUGGUAUAUCCGAGAGUGGGAAACCCCGGACAUUAUAGUCAGCUGUGCGGAAUUUCCUAAUGUACCUUUGUUGGGUACCAAGGGUUGCAUCAACUAUAACCCUAUGUUAUCUCGAUUGCAACACGGUUACUCUAUAGAUGGUCCUCCUGACGCAAAGGACUUACAGCCAUUUGUGCUCUCUGACAUCCAAGCAAGCAAUCCUGAUGUAAGAGCAGUACGAAAGGCUUAG
Messenger RNA from Lathyrus oleraceus (garden pea), 1002 nucleotides. RefSeq lists its product as uncharacterized. NCBI's taxonomy places the organism in Eukaryota, Viridiplantae, Streptophyta, Magnoliopsida, Fabales, Fabaceae. The transcript has a single exon. The record is from RefSeq and is a predicted model, not a curated record. Bases 1 to 1002 code for a protein of 333 amino acids.